Molecule: messenger RNA, 7052 nt
Organism: Gadus morhua (Atlantic cod)
Lineage: Eukaryota; Metazoa; Chordata; Actinopteri; Gadiformes; Gadidae
Gene: tmem94
Product: transmembrane protein 94
Exons: 32
Coding region: 633-4763 (1376 amino acids)
Molecular function (GO): nucleotide binding
Source: RefSeq, a predicted model, not a curated record
CCUCCCAGAGCCCACAACAUGGCGGGUUUAUUGGUAGAGCAACACGACUAGAGGGAGUAAAGGAGACAAACCGAGGGUAAACACACGGCUUAAUGAUAAGGAACUCGACUCGAGGGAGUAUACAUUAUACUAUAAUAUCACAUCAUUAAUAUGAGUUCAUGAGACAAAAAGGAGGAUACGCAUAAGGUUUAUGGGUAGGGAAGAUGUAUAUGAGAUCAGCUGAGGAUUAUACAUGAGGAUGUUGAACAAAACAACAGUAGAUCCUUCCACGUUUGUACUGAAGAGGACUCUAACGUGCUGGCCAGACCUGAACUAUUACUAGGAUCUCUUCUCUGCUCCAGGAUCCAGUUUUCCACUUUGAGUGUUGCAGGUGUGUGUGUGUGUUUGGGGGAAUUGGGAAGGCCUCGAGAAGUGGCAGGACGAGGUUUGCCCUCCGGACUUGUAUACACCUCUGCUUCGCCCAGCCGUGAGCAGCUCAAACUGGAUCUGGGAGAGCGCUGGUGUCUCGGGGGCGUGUGCCAGCAGGGGACUGUGAACAGCCUCCCAACAGGUGAACAGCCUCCCAACAGGUGAACAGCCUCCGACAGGUGCAGUUGGCUACAGGAGGAGCAUGUUGAGUGGCUUCGGUUGUCAUGGAGCCGCAGGAUAAAAAGCAGGAGGGUCAGGCUGUGGCCCUAGGCCUGUCCACGGGCCUGGCUCUGAGCACGCUGAAGGACCAGCUCAGUAGCCUGCUGGAGCAGCACCAGAUCUCCACACACAGACGGACCUCCCCACAGGAACGGUGGCUGAAGAGCUUCCUGUACCAUGGCAACCGCCACUCGUGUCUCCACUGGCCCGGAGCACUCCUCACCCUCCUAGUGGUGCUGGGACUGCUCUGUUGCCAUGGCAGCCAGCCGGCGGGAAGUUCUGGCAUUGAGCUGGUCAGCGCUGCGGCCCUGCUGCUGCUCUUCACCCUGAACCUGCUGCUGAUUGGUCGACAGCAGAGGCUGAAGAGCAGCGAGAUGGUGCGGCGCCUCAAGACCAUCAUCUCCAAGCUGGACGCCUACCUCGCAGCAGGGCAGGGGGAGAGUUCGUGCUGGCCUCCCUCCCUCUACCCAGACCUUUACACGCCCUCCUCCCCGGCCUGGACCCUGACCUGGGCGUACCGGGACUCCCAGCUGGUCAACCUGCCCGUCAGCCUGCUGGUGGAGGGAGACGUGGUGGCCCUGAGGCCCGGGCAGGAGGCCUUCGCCUCCCUACGGGGCCUCAAGGACGACCAACACAUUGUGCUGGAGCCCGGGGACCACUUCCCCCCCUUCUCCCCCCCGCCCUCGCCGCAGGCCGAUGAGAAGAGAGGCCCACAGAGCCCCCAGCAACAGCGCCUCUUCAAAGUGGUCCGCACACCUGUCCUUGACAGUGUCAGGAACAGCUUGGAGUUGGCACUGUCCCGGCCAAUCACGGCCAUGGACAACGAGCGCUUCACCGUGCAGUCUGUCAUGGCCAAGCUGGUCUGUCCUAUCGUACUGAUGGCGUUCCUCCUGGUGAACACCGUGCGCUACUUCUGUGCCGCCCCCGGACUGACUCCUCCCGCAUUUAACUUCAUCCAACUGCAGUUGAUGGGGGUUCUGCCCAUCCUGCCACUGCUCUUCCCCAUCAUGUGGGUUCUGGUGAACGCCUACGGAGAGGCCCGCGUCCUGGCUGAGUCCAGCCGCGCCUCUCCCACUGGCCUGCUCGCUAAGUUCUCUGAGGAUACCCUCAGCAGCUACACGGAAGUGGUGUCCUCCCAGGAGAUGCUUCGCUGCGUGUGGAGACAUCUGGUGGGCGUCCUGAAGGGAGAGUCUCAGACGCUCUGCUAUACCUCCAGCCUCUUACACACUCUGGGAUCUGUUACCGUCCUGUGCUGCGUGGACAAGCAGGGCAUCCUGUCCUGGCCGAACCCCAGCCCAGAGACGGUCCUGUUCUUCAGCGGCCGCGUGGAGCCCCCCCACGACAGCCAGGAGGACCUCCGGGACGACCUGUCAAUCAACUCUUACUGCCGCAUGGAGCAGGACGACGAGGUCCAGGAGGCGGAGGCUCUGCUGUGUCUGCCUAUGGACUCGUCCCUCCAGCUGGGGGAGGGGCCUGAGCCCAGCGAGACGUCCCACGACACGAGUCGUUCGGCGGACACACUCCGCCCCCGCCGGCCGCCCCAGCACCCCUACGCCACGCGCAUCAAGCACCCGUCUGGCUCCAACGUCAGCUUCAGCCACGACACGGAGGGGGGCGGGGACCAGCAGGCCCAGGAGCUGUCUCUGGGCGGCGGCGGCGGCGAGGUGGACGACUUUGUGUGCGACUACCACCUGGAGAUGCUGAGCCUGUCCCAGGACCAGCAGAACCCGGUCAGCAUCCAGUUCGACGACCUGUCGUGGCAGGGCCACCUGUCCUCGCUGAAGCCCCUGGGCCUCAACAUCCUGCUCAACCUCUGCAACGGCGCCGUCACCCAGCAGCUCUGCCGCUUCUCCGACCACCUGUCGGACCGCGCCCUCCGCGAGACCCGCGGCGCCGUGAGGCCCGUGCACGUGCCCUGGGGCCUGUGUGAGCUGUCCCGCCUCAUAGGGUUCACCCCGGGUGCCAGGGAGCUCUUCAAGCAGGAGAACCACCUGGCCAUGUACCAGAUGCCCUCUGCUGAGAAGAUGUGUGACCCCGCCCCCCGCCGGCCCACCAACCACUUCACCAAGCGCCAGCCCCCCAUCUCCCACAUCAUGUCCCUGUUCGUACGGGACUCCUCCUCCAAUAACGUCCAGAUGCUGUCCCACGGCUCGGCUGACCUCAUCCUAGAGGCCUGCACGGACUUCUGGGACGGUGCUGACAUCUACCCGCUCUCUGGAUCAGAUAGGAAGAAAGUGUUGGACUUCUACCAGCGGGCGUGUCUGUCGGGCUACUGCUCGGCCUUCGCCUACAAGCCCAUGCAGGUGUCCCUGUCGUCGCAGCUCAACGGCAAGUGUGUGGAGCUGGCGGCGUCGGGGCCCAACCUCUUCGCGGGGCUGGAGCUCCCCUCCACCACCCCCAUCAAAACAGGCUCCCGCAGGAACAGCUGGAGCUCCGACGAGGGCAUCGGCGAGGGCGUGGAGCGGGAGGACUGCGUGCAGGCGCUCAGCGGGCAGAUCUUCAUGGGCAUGGUGUCCUCCCAGUUCCAGGCCCGGCUGGACACCGUGCGGCUCAUCGACGCGCUGGUGGCCGCCUGCAUCCGCUUCGUCUACUUCUCCAUGGAGGACGAGCUGCGCAGCAAGGUGUUUGCAGAGAAGAUGGGUCUGGAGACGGGCUGGAACUGUCACAUCUCUCUCACCCCCAACGGGGAGGGGGGGGCGCACUCCAGCCCCGGCCAGGGCUCCUUACACGACGACGCGCACCACGAUUCCCGCGAUGAGGCAGAGGGACCCCUUCUCCAAGAAGAGGAGAUCCACUCCGACCUGGCCAGCUUCCAGCCUACGGACAGCGACGUCCCAAGCUUCCUGGAGGACUGCAACCGGGCCAAGCUUCCCCGUGGUAUCCACCAGGUCCGACCCCACCUGAAGAACAUUGACAAUGUGCCUCUGUUGGUUCCUCUCUUCACCGACUGCACCCCAGACACCAUGUGCGAUAUGAUGGAGAUCAUGCAGGAGAACAGAGAGGUCACCUGUUGUCUGGGCAGUGCCGCAAACUUCCGCAAUAGUAGGCUGUUUCUUCAGAGUAACCUCAGCAUCGCUCUGGACCCGCUGUACCCCUCGCGCUGCUCCUGGGAGACGUUUGGCUAUGCGGCGGCGGGCGCUGGGGGGGGUAGCUUCAACGGGGACAUGGAGGGACUGACCCCUCUGAGGCUGUCUGGAGAGCUCAACACCCUGGGCUGUUCCGUCUGCUUCCACCAGGGGGAGAGCGUGAGCAUGGUCAAGCUCAUUGAGCAGGCACGGCACACGACCUACGGCAUCCGAAAGUGCUUCCUGUUCCUGCUUCAGUGUCAGCUGAGUCUGGUCAUCAUUCAGUUCCUGGCCUGUCUGGCCCAGCUCCCCCCUCCCAUCAACACCACCGAUAUCCUGUGGUUGUCCUGCUUCAGCUGUCCACUCCUCAGUGUGUCCCUUCUGGGGAAACCUCCGGACAGUUCAGUCAUGACGGUAGCAACAGGGAAGAAUCUAGACGCUAUUCCACGCAAGACCCAGAACUACUUCCUGGGCUGCUUCCUGUUGAAGUUCGGUCUGACUGUGUGUGCCUACCUGCUCGGUUUCGGCUUCACCCUGCAACAGUUCUGCCAGCUGUCAGCUGGCAAGGGGUCGGGAAACAUGACCGAGGACAGCAACAGCACUGAUCCCGACUCCUGCGGUCACAUACUCACCACCAGUGUGUCACAGAGCGCACCACGCUGGUUCGGAGAGCUGUCCAAUGGUCUGCUGCUCACACAGAAGGUCAUGGCCGGCUUCCUGGCCCUGCACACAGUGGUGGUUUCCCUGAGCUAUGUGCACCGCUCCCAGUCUCUGUGGAGGAAGAGUCCCUUCAGCAACACUUGGUGGUGUCUCACCGUUCCCGUCGUCCUGCUCGGCCAGGUGGUGCAGGCCACCGUGGACUACCAGCUGUGGUGCGACCGGAGUUCCCCGUUGACCUUUGCCCUCUGGGACAUCCCCCUGACGGCGCUGCUGCUGGUGUCCCUGUCCCCGCUGCUGGUGGUGCUGGUGAACGAGAUGGUGAAGCUACAUGAGAUCAGGGUGAGGGUUCGAUACCAGAAGCGGCAGAAAUUACAAUUUGAGACUAAACUGGGAAUGAACUCGCCAUUUUGAUUGGCUCUGCUCCAAGGAACUCAUUGUUGCGCACACACCCCUGUGCCUCAUUUCUUAGGGUACAGGACCAGGCCUCAGCCCACACACACUGCAGCUCUUUUAGUUUGAACGUAUAGGGCUUUAGCACAUAUGUCACAUGUGUAUGACAUAUGUGUUCUAUGUGUAUAAUACAUUCAACGCACAUAUUUAAAACUUCUGAUUUCGAUCUACAUUUAAGCUUCUUUUUAUUGGGGGGGAUUGACACAGAAAAGGUGGAGGUGUUUGCAAAGCAUUUAAAGUCCAAUCUUCUUGAUCCAAAUUCCUAAUCCAAACUAACCCCUACCCCAACUAACCCAAACCCUAACCAAACCUAACACAAGUAAGCCAAAACUCUGCAGGAAAACUAUUUAUUGAAAGAUCGUUUUAUAGAAGAAGCAUGGGGAAUGUUUUUUGAAGAGGUAAUACUCUCACAAUCGCUUUUAGUUUGUCAUUAAGAUACACACUUCUGCAUGGAUUGUUUUACACACUCUGCAUCACAUUUAUUCAUAUUGUAGGUCCACGGGAAAUUGGAUACAAAAAUGCUGAGAUUAGCAGGCUAAUUCUGACGGUAUACUCAUUCUCGGAGUUGCCCUGAUUGCAUAAAGAGAAGAGUGGUUUCCAGAUUUGAUGGUGAUUUGAUUGUAUCCUUAAACUAAUCCUAAUGGUUUUUUUUCAAGUGAAAAUGCGAUGCUAGCAUGUACAUGACUGUGUCCACUCUGUUGCCACUGUCUUGGGCUCAAUCGAGGGUCGAGGUCUACAGAGUUGAUGUGCUGUGUUUUAGGGUUGUUGCAUAUUGUUGCAUAUCUACAGGGAAUGAUGUAAUGCUACCUCUUGUAAGUCUGGAAAGCUUGAACAAAACAAAAAAGGGUUAAAAUGAGAAAGCUCUGUAAAUAAGCCCUGGCAAAGACAUUACAUAAUCACAUGAAGCUAUUUUCUCAAGGUCCGCCUCACACAAAAGGAUUUACAGUAGAUUGUGCCCAAUGCAAGAGCUUCUGUUUUGAUCCAAUAAUUUUUAUGUCCCUGUUAAGAAUGACUGCUCAUGUUAUAUCCACCCACCUCUUGUUUCAAUCUCAACAGGAAGGUCUCUACACGAGACUUGUAAUGUGUGAGAACGACCAUUGGGCUAAACACAACAAUCCCUGCAAAUCCUUGCAAAAAAAUUUUUUUUUGCAAGGAUUUUUUUUUAUGCAGUCUUCUGGAAGGUGCUUUCUCGAACGGGUGCCUUUACUCUGCCUGACUAGUCGCUCUGCUAUACAACGACGAGUCAUUCCAAUAACAUUUAGACCUAGAAACAAACCUACAAAAUGCCGGCUGCUAUUUUUUGGUAAGCGACAAAUUUUAAAUACGCACAAAUGGUUUGCAAAAGUGAUACACGUGGUUACACGCAGAGGAUUAUAAACUUAAUUUUGCAGUUUGACUUCGUCUCUAAAAUAUCCUCCUGGUUAAUUUGUACUUCUCAUACUGUGCUCCCAAUUGAACACAGCCUUCCUUCGUUUUGCCUCACACAGACGUGAUGCCAUUCAUCCACAACGUUUGCUUCUCCAUAUGAUGUGUCAUGACCACAUGGCAUUUGUUGCCACAACUCACGAAGGCUCAGUUUGAUAUCAUCAGAAUAAAUGAAAGGGAUAUCUGGGUGUUAUAUGGGUUUUAGUUGACCAUAUGUGCCCAUCACCAGUCCUCAAGCCUUUUAUAAGCAUUUUAUUAGGUUGACGGUUCAUUCUCGCAAUAUGAAGAAAUAAACGGAUGGGGGUAGGUGAUGCCAUUCAUGUUGAUGUACCAGCCAUGUAGAUCCUAGUUUAACUCAUGCUGUCUUUUUAAGGAGUCACCGCAAUGUGUACAUUAUUUUAAAAUGCUGUACAUUUUAUUUUUUUGUUUUCCACAUUUUGUACUUGAGUUAAUUUAUGGUGUCACUGAGUUUCUGUUAAUGUUGCAUGAGAAGGAUAUUUAGUCAGCGUUCUGGUUGGGAAAUCUUUUAGUAAUAUUCAGUUUGUCAGCUAUAACUUGUGAUUUGAAUCGCUGAUGCAUGUGCUGCUGGUGUUUAGUCAAACUAUUUUCUGAUGAAACUAGGAAAAACUAUUCAUGCAUAUGAUUGACUGUUGGCUGACAGCCAAUUUGUCAUUUCAUUAGGAGUGCUGAUGUUGAUGUGGUUGUUCACAAGAUCCGUAAAUGUAUAUUUUGUAUUUUUUCAAAAGAUAAAUGUUUUCUUUUUUGUACAUUUCGUUUAUGCAUUGAUUUAUGUGAAGUAAAUAAAGGCGGUCCUUUUUUAUUACA